UUCAAAAAAAAGAUAAGUACAAAUGCUUAUCAUUGACGCCGUCGGGUCUUAUGGUUGAAAUGUUGAAUACUUGAAUAAUUAUUGUAUGCAUUUAGUCGCAACUUGCAAAUUCACAAUUCAUCAAUAUAGUAUUUCUUCUUUUUCUUUUCGACUAAAAAUAUUUUAUCUCAUAUAAAAUAGUUCAAAAUGAGAUUAACGGAUGCACUCUUGUCUAAAUUACCAAGGGGUCAUAUUUUCAAAGGGAAACAUCGUCUAGUCAAACCUGUAACCGGAUUAGAUGUACAUAAAAAACUAAGAGAUCUUCAAAGAGAAGAGCAAAAUAUGUUUUACCUAAGGCACUCAUAUUUAACUACGGAAGAGUCAUAUGGUCAUUCAAAAGAACAGGGUCGCUUUGAAAAAUGGAUGAGGAAAUGGAAAGUGUUACAAGCAGAGAAAUUUGCAAAACACAAGCCAAUGGAAAAUCACUUAAGUCAUCUUAGGUCAACAGAUGGUUGGGAAAGUUAUUAAGAGCUUAAAAACCAAACUUUUAAUUAUUAGAUUGUUUAUAAUAUAGUUUGUAUGUUUACUUUACGUCUGUGAAUGUAUGAAAUAAAAUAAAACGUAAAAUAAAUUAA
Molecule: messenger RNA, 614 nt
Organism: Aphis gossypii (cotton aphid)
Lineage: Eukaryota; Metazoa; Arthropoda; Insecta; Hemiptera; Aphididae
Product: ribosomal protein 63, mitochondrial
Exons: 3
Coding region: 187-507 (106 amino acids)
Biological process (GO): mitochondrial translation
Cellular component (GO): mitochondrial ribosome
Molecular function (GO): structural constituent of ribosome
Source: RefSeq, a predicted model, not a curated record